Molecule: messenger RNA, 1704 nt
Organism: Triticum turgidum subsp. durum (durum wheat)
Lineage: Eukaryota; Viridiplantae; Streptophyta; Magnoliopsida; Poales; Poaceae
Source: the annotation of a GenBank genome assembly
AUGGUUCCCAACGACGCGAGCCGCGGCGGCGAGAUCGUGGAGGUCGUCGUAGGCGAGCCGGCCUCGCCGUCGGCCGCAAUGCGGCUCAUGGACUUCAUCCCCAUCUACAUUCCCACCGUGGAGAAGGGAGCGCUGAACAGGGGCGCGCGCAAGACGCGGUUCCUGGACUUCCUCCGCGCGCGCCCGUCCAAGAAGUGGUUCCUCCGGUCCACCUUCGUGGGACGCCUCCGCCGCAGGAGCCAGGUCACGGCCGGGGACGAGGAAGACGGCCGGGACUCCGACGGUAACGCUGGUGGGUGCCGGCCGCGGAGGAGGCGGAGGCGGUUCCGCGUGCCGUUCGUGCGGAAGAUCAGGUGGGGCAAGCUGUGGACUCACGUGGUGAGCUGGUGCAGGCGGCCGGCCAACUUCGCGAUGAUCAUCUGGCUGGCGUUCGUCGCGGCGGGGCUGCUGCUGCUGUUCCUGCUCAUGACGGGGUUGCUCGACGACGCCAUCCCGGGGGACGACUGGCGCAAGAAGUGGUCGGAGGUGAUCAACCAGAUCCUCAACGCGCUCUUCACCAUCAUGUGCCUGUACCAGCACCCCAGGAUCUUCCACCACCUCGUGCUGCUCCUCCGGUGGCGCCCCGACGGCGACCGCGAGGCCAUCCGCAAGGUGUACUGCAAGGAGGGAGCGCCGGUGCCGCCCCGCGACCGCGCCCACAUGCUGGUGGUGGUGGCGCUGCUGCACAUCACCUGUCUGGCCCAGUACUUCUGCUGCGCUCUGUUCUGGAGCUACUCGCGCACCGACCGGCCGAACUGGGCUCUCAACAUCGGCUACGGCUUCGGCACGGGGCUCCCCGUCAUCGCCGCCCUCUACUUGGCCUACAGCCCGCUGGGCCGGAAGCAGGCACGCGACCCCGACGCGGAGCCGUCGUCGUCGGGCGAGGAGGCGAACGGUCACGGCGGGGCGCCGGAGAACGGCGGCCGCGACGUGGAGAUCAGGAUAUACAACCGGUCCGUGGUGGUGAGCAGGCCGGAGUGGAGCGGCGGGCUGUGCGACUGCUGCGACGACGGGACGGUGUGCGCGCUGUCGGCGACCUGCACCUUCUGCGUCUUCGGGUGGAACAUGGAGCGCCUCGGAUUCGGCAACAUGUACGUGCACGCCUUCACCUUCAUCCUGCUCUGCGUCGCGCCGCUCCUCAUCUUCAGCGUCACGGCGCUCAACGUCUACGACGACGACAUCCGCGACACCGUCGUGGCCGUGGGCGUGCUCCUCUGCUUCUGCGGCUUCCUCUACGGCGGCUACUGGCGGACGCAGAUGCGGAAGCGGUACAAGCUGCCGGCAGGAGGUGGCGGGCGGCGGGCCGCGGUGGGCGACUGCGCCAAGUGGCUCUUCUGCUGGAGCUGCGCGCUCGCGCAGGAGGUCCGGACGGCUAACUUCUACGACUUCGACGACGAUCGGUUCGUCGGCCACGGGGCGCGCAACGAGGAGGGCCGCGCCGUGCUGGUGCCACUGCCGCGGGAGGCGUCCACGUCGACGCACUCCCGGAGCCUGUCGUGCCCGCCCAAGAUUGACGCCAUGGCAGCACUGAGCGGCGCCGGCACGGGCACACUGGAUGAGCAGAUGGUCGACAUCGCGAUGGGGAGGUCGGCCACGUACAACGGCUAUGGCGAUGCCAUGAGCCCGCCUUUGCCGCCGCUGAUACAAAUGCACAGGGAGAAUUAG